GGGGCUUCGGGCUGUACCAACUACUCGGGGAGCGCAGGUGGGCCGGUGUUCUGACUAGGGCUUAGACAGCAUCUGUCCUGCAAGACACCAGCUCUCCGGACAGUGCCUCUGCGCUAGCCACUGCUCCGAGGUGGAAGGGCCGUUCCGAAGCCUCGACAUCCUCGACAGCGGUGUCUUCCCGGCUCUGGUCUCCGUAGUUCCCACCGACGGGCAAGGCAGAAGGUUCCGGAAGCCGGCCUGGUGCACUUCCGGGUCGGGGCGCGCGCGCGGCAGUAGCGGCGGCGGUGGCGGUCGGGCCUAGUCGUCGUCUCGUUCGGGCGGAGGAGGGAGCGUCCGGGAGCGUCCGGGAGGCGCAAGGAUCCCGUAGCUGACCUCCAAUGUGCAGCAAUGGAUGACGACAGUUUGGAUGAGCUUGUGGCCCACAGCCCUGGGCCAAAUGGACCUCCAAGAGUCGUCCCCUCAGAACUGGCCAGUGAAGCUGCGUGGUCCUGGCUCUCUGCUGCCUGGGUUGUGACACUGCUUCCUGGGGCCUAUGUUUUUUCACUUUGUGGUCUAGAAGAAAGUGGCAAUGGUCACAGUGGAGACUCUGAAGACUACAGUGGCAGUGAGCAUGAAGACAACACAGAUGGGGAAGAAACAGAGGGGUUGUCUGAGGAGGAAGACCCAGAAGAUAGAUCUGGUUCUGAAGAUUCAGAAGAUGGAAUAGAAACAUCAGUGGCAGCAGUGGGUACUCAAGGGAAGCUGGAAACUAGCAGCGCACUCAAUUCUGAUGAUGAUGCAGAGAGCUGCCCUAUUUGCCUCAAUGCAUUCAGAGACCAGGCUGUGGGCACUCCAGAGACCUGUGCCCACUAUUUCUGCUUGGACUGUAUUGUCGAAUGGUCUAGGAAUGCCAACUCCUGUCCAGUUGAUCGAACAGUAUUUAAAUGUAUUUGUAUUCGAGCUCGACUUGAUGGUAAAAUUUUAAAGAAGAUUCCAGUGGAAAACACUAGAGCCCGUGAGGAUGAGGAGGCUGAGGAGGAGGACCCGACCUUCUGUGAGGUGUGUGGUAGGAGUGACCGUGAGGACCGGCUCCUGCUCUGUGAUGGCUGUGAUGCUGGGUACCACAUGGAAUGUUUAGAUCCUCCUCUCCAGGAGGUACCUGUGGAUGAGUGGUUCUGCCCAGAGUGUGUCACCCCUGGUGCUGCCUCCACUCAUGACACAGCUCCUGUGAGUGAUGAGGAGGUCUCACUGUUACUGGCCGACGUGGUACCCACCACCAGCAGGCUGCGGCCUCGUGUGGGCAGGACCCGAGCCAUCGCCAGGACACGACAGAGUGAGAGAGUGAGGGCCACUGUAAACCGGAACAGGAUCUCAUCUGCCAGAAGGGUUCAGCAUGUGCCAAGAUACCUCAUGUCUUCUCUGCUGGAUGAGACUAUCGAGGCUGUCGCCACUGGUCUGAGCACUGCUGUGUACCAGCGCUCCCUGACUCCUCGUGUCCCUGCAAAACGGAAAAGGAAGGCAGGGAGACGGAAAAAAGUGCUUGGAAGAAAGACGACCCGGUCUAGGUCAUCUGUGAAAAGGAAGAGUGGGGGUCUGAGAGCCAAGAAACGCCAGCACCGUGUGAGGAAGACAAAAGGGAGAAAGAUGAAGAAUGAGGUUACAGCUCGUUCUCGAAUUGCACGGACACUGGGCCUCCGCAGGCCUGUCCGUGGCACCAGCAUGCCAUCAGUGUACAAACCAGUAGACCCCUCCCUGGGGCUAAUGAGGGCAGAUAUCGGAGCAGCUUCUCUGUCACUGUUUGGAGACCCCUACGAGCUGGACCCUUUUGACAGCAAUGAAGAACUGUCUGCAAAUCUGCCUUCCCCUCUGAGUGCCAAGAGGAGAGUGCUGUCCCGCUCGGCCUUGCAGUCUCACCAGCCUGUAGCCAGGCCUGUUGCUAUGGGGCUCUCCAGAAGGCAGCUCCCAGCUGUGGCCCCAGAGCCCAGUGUGGAGGAGGCUCCUGUUCCUGAUCUGUUGGGGAGCAUCCUGACUGGCCAGAGCCUCCUGAUGAUGAGCAGCGCUGAUGUUGUCAUCCACCGGGAUGGCUCUCUUAGCGCAAAGAGGACAGCUCCUGUUUCUCUUCAACGAAAUUCUGUGACUCAAUCCAGAGGAGAAGAUGAGUCCAGGCGCAGAGACAGCCUACAGCCUGAGGCAUCACCCUCAGGGAGCCCAUCCAAUGUCGGACUCACAGGAAGCAGGCCACAGAGCUCAGGGAUAAGCUGUGGGGACAGGUCGGCCCUACGCUGUAUCCCCGCCUACUCAGUGGGGACACCUGCGAGGCCGGAGUCAUCAUCAACCCCUGGUUCAAGUCAGGCUGGGAAGCUUUCAAAUGGGAGCAGGCCUAGCCUGAAGCAGAAUAACAGCCCCCAGUUUAAUGGCGCGAACAUGCAGGCCUUGCCUCUUCGUUCUGCCUCCUCUAAGAUCUCAGCCACUCACUCUAACUCUUCAUCUAGAAAUAUAGUCCUUAGACAGUCCCUGAAAACAGCUCCCAGGAGAGCCGACAUCUCACAGUUGCCCAGAAUACCAAAGAUCCGUAGGAAUGGCAGUGGCAGCCGACAAGACCCUGCCCCAGCCCAUGGGCAGAGCGUGGAGCUCCCCAGCACCUGCAUUAGCCGCCUGACAGGAAGGGAGGGUGCUGGACAGCCAGGGCGAGGCCGAGCUGAGAAUGAGCCCAGAAACAGGGGCCCUCAGGAGCCUGGUUCACACACGGGUGGCUCUCGGCCUCCUGCCCCCAGCUCCCAUGGCAACUUGGCCCCUCUAGGGCCUUCAAGAGGGAAAGGCAUUGGGUCAACCUUUGAGAGUUUCAGGAUCAACAUCCCCGGGAAUACUGCACACAGCAGCCAGCUGUCCAGCCCUGGCUUCUGUAACACAUUCCGGCCAGUGGAUAGCAAAGUGCAGAGGAAGGAGAACCCUUCGCCACUCUUCUCCAUCAAGAAGCCGAAGCAACUCAAGAGUGAAAUCUAUGACCCCUUUGACCCCACUGGCUCUGACUCUAGUCCUCCUACCAGCAGCCCAGAGAGUAUUGGCCCAGGCCUUCUGCCAUCUGAGAUCACGAGAACAAUCUCCAUCAACAGCCCAAAAGCCCCAGCCUUCCAGGCUGUGCGCUGUGUUACCUCCUACAGGGUGGAAAGCAUCUUUGAUACUGAGGUGGAACCUGAGCCCCAGCCCCCUGGUGAGCCCAUGUCUGGCAUGUUCAAGUUCCUGGGCAAGGGGCCUGCUGAGGGAGCCUCUGACUUGGAGCAAGAAAGGCUAGGUGAGGUGGAGCAUCCAGAAAUCGAGGGUUCCAUAGCCCAGACACACAGGCCAUCCCCACAAGACCCCUGGGAAGAUGAGGAUGGAAUGUCCUGUACACCCUUCUUUGGUUCUGAGGAGCGGACAGUGACAUGUGUGACUGUCAUGGAGCCAGAUGUUCCACAGGUCACCACACAUAGGAUUGUAGAGCUGAGAACCCCAUCCCGAUCCCGUUCCACCUCUAGCUCCCGAAGCAAGAAGAAAACCAAGAAGAAGAGGGCUGCCAGGGAGCACCAGAGGACACGCUCUAGCACUCGCUCUGGCUCCAGGGACAGGACCUCACGUUCGGUAUCGCCCGUGGUCGAGGAGCACACCAAGAGGCACAGGGCCAAGACCAAGAGCCGGAGGUCUUCCAGCGACCGUGCCAGCAGCCAGGAGAGAGUGAAGAGGAGGAAGACCAGGGACAGGGACAGGGAGCGGAGACGGGGCUCCUGGAGCCAUGGCAGGUGCCGCAGGAAGUCCAGGUCUCACUCAGGCAGUCCUGGCAGUUCUUCCUGUGAGCGCCAUGAAAGCAGGAAGCGGAAGAGGCGACGCUCAGGCUCCAGGUCUCGGGGCAAGGACUGCUCUUCCCCCAGCAACCUAGAGCGGGCCAGGAGACACAAGCACCGGGAACGGAGCCGGAGCCGAGACAAGAAAGACAGUAUGACCUGGUCCCGGGAGAGGAGGAGGUGGAGGUCUAGAUCACCAAGCUUGGAGCAUAGGCCACGGCGGCCACGUUCCCGAGAGAAGCGGCCCCGUUCCCCAGAGAAGGCUCCAGCUGUGAAGGAAGCUUCCCCAGCCCCCACUGCUCAGGAGGAGCUGAGGCAAGAUGAAGACCGCCCGGCUAAACCUUCAGUCUCCGAGGAAGUGAGUGUCCUGCCAGAGGUGGUUGUGGCUGACCUGAACCCCCCAGAAAUGCCCCCUGUCCUGGCAGUGCCAGCUGAAUCUGUGCCUGAGGACUUGGACUAUGGUGACUCUGUGGAAGCAGGGCACGUCUUUGAGGAUUUUUCAAGUGAAGCCAUCUUUAUCCAGCUUGAUGACAUGAGUUCACCUCCUUCCCCUGAGAGUACAGACUCCUCCCCAGAACGAGACUUCCCACCAAAUCCUGUGGUGCCCCCAGCCAUCCAGCCACAGGAUGCCAGUCUGGCUGCCAUCCAGAGGGAAGUGUCCCUGAUCCACAGUGAAGACAUCUCUCAGCCCACACCACAGGCAGAGGGCCCUUCAGACCAGUACCUGCUCAGGCAGGACGCUGUAGAGACCAUUGCCAUGACUCCCAGCACCAUGGGUGUGGUACCCAUGGGAAAAGACAGCCCCUUGCUGAGUGGGAGAGGGUGUGAAGCAGUCAGGUCCAAGGAGACAGUGGUCCAGGCCCCUCUGCUACGGGCCAGGGCCCUUGUAAAAAGAGUCACCUGGAACCUACAGGAGGCAGAGGAUGGUACUCCAGCCCUGGACAGAGUUCCAAGGACACCACUUCAGAGGCCACAGAGGCCCCGGGAAGGAGACUGGGAUGCAGAGGACGGGGCCCUCGUAGGAGUUCAGCAGGCACCAUUCUCCGAGCUGCCCCCUCCCAUCCACGUGCUCCAGGAGUCUGGGUUACCUGAUGCAGACCCCUCUCAGCCCCCUGGUGCUUCCAGGGCAGAAGAGGUGCCAGCUGUUGGGACUCUGCACUCAGCAGAGGGUAUUCUUGCCCAAGUUUACAACCCCAACAUGCCACCACCCCUGGCUCAGCCAUCAAGCAUCCUGCCCUACACCCUCGUCAGUCAGCCCUCGGUCCAGUUAAUCCUGCAGGGGACCCUUCCCCUGGCUGGCUGUGGCACAGCACAGACCCUGGCCCCAGUGCCUAAUGUUCCAGCUGUAGCCUCAGAGCUGGCUGUUCUAACCAACAACAGCAGCUCUGAGGAGAGGACCAGCACUCCCAAGCCAGCCGCCGAGAAGACCAAGAAGGAAGAGUACUUGAAGAAGCUGCACAUGCAGGAGCGGGCUGUGGAGGAGGUGAAGCUGGCCAUUAAGCCCUUCUACCAGAAGAGAGAGGUGACCAAGGAGGAAUACAAGGACAUCCUGCGGAAAGCUGUGCAGAAGAUCUGCCACAGCAAGAGCGGCGAGAUCAACCCUGUGAAGGUGGCCAAUCUGGUAAAGGCCUAUGUGGACAAGUAUAGGCACAUGCGCAGGCACAAGAAGACUGAAGCUGGGGAGGAGCCACCUGCCCAGGGUGCCGAGACCUGAGGCCAGCCACUGUGGGGAGGUGUCCCCACUGGGAAAGAAUUGGGGCCACCCUCAGCACUCGACUCCCAUGACACCUGUCUUGCUUACAAUUGAAAACUGGACUUUUUAUAUGUAUAUUAUAGAUACACUGUUUCCAUUGUGUUCUAAUUUAUCAAAAAAUGGCUUAUCUUUAGAAAUUUU
This is a messenger RNA of Nannospalax galili (Upper Galilee mountains blind mole rat), 5691 nucleotides long. RefSeq names its product PHD and ring finger domains 1 (gene Phrf1). Lineage: Eukaryota; Metazoa; Chordata; Mammalia; Rodentia; Spalacidae. The coding region runs from base 388 to 5511 and encodes 1707 amino acids. The record is from RefSeq and is a predicted model, not a curated record. The transcript has 18 exons.